AUGGGGAAGCCAGGGCAUCAUCACUUAAUCUUGCUUCGCUUCAUCUGGUUAUCAUGUCUGAGCAUUGGGCAAAACAAAGUCUAUGCUCAGGGAACCACCACUUCCAACAAAUCUAGAAACACUACUAGUUCAAUUGAUGUUGGCGUUAUUCUUGACACUAAGACAUGGCUGGGAAACAUAAGCUGGAGCUGCAUGUCCAUGGCCAUGGAGGACUUCUACAAUUCUCACUCAAACUUCACCAAAAGGCUCUCUCUUCAUUUGCAAGAUGUCAACAAGGAUGAUCGUAUUGCUUCUGCUUCUGCAGCUAUUGAUCUUUUGAAGAAUGUUCAAGUGCAAGCUAUAAUUGGACCACAAACAUCAAGACAAGCUAAGUUUGUGAUUGAGCUUGGAAAGCGAUUGCUCAAGUUCCAAUCAUCUCUUUCACUUUUGCUAAGAGCCCUUCUCUUUCAACAAAAGCGCAGGACAUCGUGGACCUCUAUGGAUCAUCGACAACCGAUUGUAAUGCAAGGUGUUUUGGGCAUUAAACCUUAUGUCAGUGAAAAUAACCGCAGGCUUCAAGAUUUCAAGGCAAGAUUUGUAAAGAAAUUCAAGUUGGAGAAUCCAUCCUCUUUCUUGACAAAUUAUACAUUCUUGAUGAACAAUGUGAGGAAGAACUCUACUGAUUUGGAAAGUAUUGGUAAAUCUCAGACUGGAUUAGAACUUGUCCAGUGGAUCUCGAAUACCACAUUUGAUGGAGUUGGUGGGAAGUUUCAGCUGAUUGAUGGACAGCUUGAGACAAACAACUUUGAGAUUGUUAAUGUUGUUGGAAAUGGGAGACACAGGAUUGGAUUUUGGACACCAGCUAAUGGUUUUUCUAUGGAAUUAAAUGCAAAAAAGGAUGUUAAGGCUGAAGUUAUUAAUUGGCCUGGUACUAAUUCUGCUCAUGUUCCUCCUAGAGGAUGGGAGUGGCCAACCAAUGGGAGAAAUCUUAGUGUUGGCAUUCCGGUGAAAUCUGGUUUCUGUGAGUUUGUGAAUGUUACUGUUAAUGAUUCUUCAAUUCGACCAACAGGUUACUCCAUUGAAAUCUUUGAUAAAGUAAUGGCUGCAUUGCCUUAUAAAGUCAAUGAUACUUAUGAAUACUUUGUCAAUGAGAAGGGCGAAAUGAGUGGAAGUUAUGAUGAUCUUAUUUAUCAGGUGUACCUCAAGAGAUAUGAUGCUGUAGUUGGGGAUAUAACAGUGAUAGCAAACCGAUCUCAGUAUGUUGAUUUCACUGUGCCAUACACCGAGUCUGGUGUGUCUAUGGUUGUCCCUGUCAUGGAUCGGCGUAGAAAGAAUGCAUGGACAUUUGCAGAGCCAUUAAGCACAAGCCUCUGGAUUGCAAGUGGUGUAUUCUUCAUCUUCACAGGGAUUGUGGUUUGGAUUUUAGAACACCGUGUUAAUUUAGAAUUCAGAGGUCCUCCAUCUAACCAAAUCGGCACAAUCUUCUACUUCACUUUCUCGACUCUUGUCUUCGCUCACAGGGGGAGCAUGAUGAACAAUAUAUCAAGGAUUGUUCUUAUUAUUUGGUUGUUUGUAGUCCUGAUUCUGCAGCAAAGUUAUACUGCAAGCUUAUCGUCGAUAUUGACAGUGGAACAACGCCAACCAACUCUCACUGAUUUCAGUGAGCUUAUAAGGAGCAAAAGCAAAGUUGGCUACAUGGUUGGUUCAUUCGUGCUUCGUCUUUUGAAAGGGUCGAACUUUGAUGAAUCUAGACUCAUUCCAUACAAAACCUCAGAUGAGUAUGAAGAGGGAUUAAGCAGUGGAACAGUGGCUGCCAUUAUCGAUGAGAUUCCUUACCUCAAAGCGUUCCUCCACAAUCACUGUGGCAAAUACACCAUGGUUGGACCUAUAUACAAAACCAAUGGAUUUGGCUUUGCAUUUCCCAUAGGAUCACCAAUGGUUGUAGAUAUUUCAAGAGCCAUAUUAAACAUUACAGAGAAGAAAGAAAAAAUGGAAGACCUUGACCAACAUUACUUGUAUGAUGAUGUUGAAGCAUGUUCUGUUGAGGAAGAUGGUUCAUCUUCAAGCAUGAUUACUUUCAAGAGCUUUUGGGGAUUGUUUCUCAUCACUGGUGUGAUCUCCAUGCUUGCGUUUCUGAUACAUAUAUCCAUGUUCUUCUAUCAGAAUUGGAGCAUUGUCAGAGAUGCUGAUCCUGAGUUAUCAUUUGGGCAAAGACUUCUUUUGUUGAUGAGACACCAUGACAGGCCAGACUUACAAUGUGCUGAUGCAUUCAAGGAGAAAAAAGAAGAGGAAAUGGUUGCACUGGAGAUGCAGAGUUCAGUGAGCGCUUCUUAUAACGGACAUGAUGAUCAUGUUGUAGGGAAUGUGGAUGAUGAUGAUGAUGAUGAUGAUGAUUUCUAUGUGGGGGUUCCGUUAGGGGAGUUUGGCAGCAGAUGUAAUCUUCAUUAUGCUGAUGAUCUACUUGUUUUGACCACUGGUGGUCUGGAAGAUCUAAGAAUUGUUAAGUUGAUUUUAUUUAUGUUUGAGGGGAUAACUAGUCUAGCCACCAAUUUCUCUAAAACAUGCCUUUAUUCUUCGGACCUUGGGAAACUCCCUGAGGUGGAUGUGACUGACACGCUUAGUUGUGAAAGGGGAUUGCUUCCAGUUACGUAUCUUGGUAUCCCUAUAUCUAGAAGAAGACCAAGGAAACAAGAUUGGGAGGGCCUCAUUUCUAAGAUUAGAAAGAGGCUAGCUUCGUGGAAAGUAAGACAUGUUUCUUUGGGGGUAGACUCACACUGGUUAACGCGGUUCUUACUGCGAUAUCUACGUACUGGAUGUCCCUGUUUCGGCUACCCUGGGGGAUCAUCAAGGAAAUUAACCAGUAAGACAUGUUUCUUUGCUAGAAAUGAUUGCAUGUUUAAUGCUAAUAUGGUGUCUGUACAUGCUCUAAUUUUGAAGAUUGAUCGAAUAUUAUUAUCCUGGUUUUCUACAUUUAAUGAGAAAUCGAGAGCAAAGAUGGAGGAGCAUUCUACUACCAUCAGGCGUAGUCUGGAGUUUCUGAGCUCUACGGGGGAUGAGUAG
Dioscorea cayenensis subsp. rotundata (Guinea yam) is the source of this 3039-nucleotide messenger RNA. RefSeq names its product glutamate receptor 2.7-like. The record is from RefSeq and is a predicted model, not a curated record. The transcript has 7 exons. Lineage: Eukaryota; Viridiplantae; Streptophyta; Magnoliopsida; Dioscoreales; Dioscoreaceae. Gene Ontology annotation, cellular component: plasma membrane. Gene Ontology annotation, molecular function: glutamate-gated receptor activity. Bases 1 to 3039 code for a protein of 1012 amino acids.